Molecule: messenger RNA, 143 nt
Organism: Dentiscutata erythropus
Lineage: Eukaryota; Fungi; Glomeromycota; Glomeromycetes; Diversisporales; Gigasporaceae
Source: the annotation of a GenBank genome assembly
CUAUAUGAAUGGUCGAAUGGCUGAAAAAAUGAAAGAAGUUGCGAUAGUGACAGGUGGAAAUACUGGUAUAGGAAUCAUAACAGCAAGAGAAUUAGCGCGUAAAAAUGCUCACGUAUUCGUUGCAAGUCGUAGUAAAGAUAGAG